Aspergillus wentii DTO 134E9 is the source of this 816-nucleotide messenger RNA. RefSeq names its product alpha/beta fold hydrolase. Lineage: Eukaryota; Fungi; Ascomycota; Eurotiomycetes; Eurotiales; Aspergillaceae. The record is from RefSeq and is a predicted model, not a curated record. The transcript has a single exon. The coding region runs from base 1 to 816 and encodes 271 amino acids.
AUGUCUCAACCAGACCUCGCUGCCCUCCACUACAUCUCCUCCAACCCCUCCGCCCAAACCACCAUCCUCCUCAUCCACGGCGCCUUCUGCUCAAGCGAAUACUGGGAUCUCGUCAUCCCCCAUCUCUCGACCUCCUACCACCUCCUCGUCCCCGAUCUCCCGGGCCAUGCGAAAUCGCGCUCCAUCACGCCCUUCACCGUCGAUACCUCCGCAGACCUCCUCGCCCAGCUCAUCCGCAAAGAAGCCAAGAACGGUUCUGCCCAUGUCAUCGGCCACAGCCUGGGUGCGCAUGUAGCCAUCACACUAGCGAGCGCGUAUCCGGAUCUCGUACAGGAUGUUUUUGUGUCAGGGUUUGCGAUUUUCCCGCCUUCCGCGAUGGCGGAGUAUGCGCCGUACCUUAUCUGGCCGGUGAUACGGGUGGAGAAUAUGAUUCCGAGGUCUGUGAUUAGUUGGUUGAUGGAUGGGACGGAUGUCGUGCGUCUUGAUACGAGUGUUUGUACGCUGGAUUUGUGUCGUCAGGUCAUGGUGGCGCUGAGAUCGUCUGGGGAGUGGCCUGCUCCGUGGCGUGCGAGAACGCUUGUCGUUGCGGCGAUCAAGGGUGGGAUUAUUCCAUCUAGCGAUAAUGCUGAGUAUGCGGGUAGACUGGCGGAGAUUGGUAGAGAAGUCAACCCGGAGACGAUUGCUGUCAUUCAUCCCGAUAUGAGACAUCCUUGGAAUCGACAGGCGCCGGGGUUAUUUGCAGAGACGGCGCGUGCUUGGUUUGAGCGGAGGGAUCUGCCGGAGGGGUUUUUACCGUGUGAAAGUACAGUUGAAUAA